AUGUCAUCCAACACCUGCAACCGGUUGUUGCAAAAGUAUUCUGACCGCUAUAAGGAUGCAGUCAAUCAUGUCUUUCUAAAGCGGGUGGCAGACAGCACAGCAGACGAGGCAUUUGAAAAAUGGCUCAUUCAGGACUUUCAUUUUGUUGUCGCAUACUUGAAGUUUUUGAGUAUUGUCCUAAGUCGCGUCCCAUCUGACGCAUCACCCGAAACCGCCGAGGGACUGACUAAAGGGUUUCUCUCGGCACUCGGGGAAAUUAGCAAGGAAGCCUUGUUCUUUAGAGAUCAGGCGUCAUCAAUGAACAUCAAACUCGGAUACACUGACGACUCACUCGGUGAAACUUUCAGAAAAUACAUUGACUACCUCAUCAAGGUUGCCAAUGAAUCAUCGUUUCCGGAAGUCUUGAUUACAUUGUGGGCAGUUGAGAAAGUAUACCUUGACUCAUGGUCCUAUGCGGCGGAACUGGUGCCCUUGAAUCGACCUAAUAAGUACGAUAGGUUUAUAAAGCACUGGGCAAACGCUGAUUUUGCAAAGUUUGUCGGGUGGCUUGAGACAAUUGCCAAUGAUGCGACCCCCGAGAUCACCCCCGAGAUUGAAGACGCUUUUAGAACCGUGGUUGAGUUUGAGGUGCAAUGUUGGGAUACCGCCUUGGGCACAAAGGACAUGGCUUCCAGAUAG
Messenger RNA from Spizellomyces punctatus DAOM BR117, 678 nucleotides. RefSeq lists its product as uncharacterized. The record is from RefSeq and is a predicted model, not a curated record. The coding region runs from base 1 to 678 and encodes 225 amino acids. NCBI's taxonomy places the organism in Eukaryota, Fungi, Chytridiomycota, Chytridiomycetes, Spizellomycetales, Spizellomycetaceae. Gene Ontology annotation, cellular component: cytosol. The transcript is spliced from 5 exons.